Messenger RNA from Mya arenaria, 1293 nucleotides. Its product is annotated as D-beta-hydroxybutyrate dehydrogenase, mitochondrial-like. Lineage: Eukaryota; Metazoa; Mollusca; Bivalvia; Myida; Myidae. The transcript is spliced from 6 exons. Bases 29 to 1132 code for a protein of 367 amino acids. The record is from RefSeq and is a predicted model, not a curated record.
ACGAUUAUUUCUUUGUAGUCUAAGCAUCAUGAAUGUCUUGGAACAUAUUAAUGUGCAGUUCGUUGAAUGUCUGUACGUGGUCACCCUUGGGUUGACGUUAUAUUCAGUGUUCACACAAACUGUAUAUUUGUACGUUGCAUGCAUAACUGGCUUGUACAUUUGUUUGAAAGUGGUGAGGAAAAAGACUACUGGUGGUGUGGCUGUUAAGAAUAAAGGCGUAUUUAUAACAGGAUGCGACACAGGUUUCGGUCAUGAUGUAGCCAGGCGUUUCGAUGAUUUAGGCUUUAUCGUGUUUGCCGGAUGCCUGAAGCCGGAGGGUGAGGGAGCCAGAAAGCUGAAGUCAGCGUCAUCAAAAAGCCUGCAUGUUGUGGCGCUUGACGUGCGCUCCGAUGAAAGCUUGGAGUUGGCACAUGAAUACGUUAAAAAGCACCUUCCCUCAGGAGGGUUAUGGGCGAUAGUUAACAAUGCGGGCCUCAACAUUAUGGGUGACGUGGAGCUGCUUACCAUCGACCUCUACCGCAAGUGCAUGGAUAUCAACUUUUCCGGAGCCGUCCGAACGUUGCGCCGCUUUCUCUAUCUUGUGAGGGAGUCUAAAGGUCGUGUUGCGAUAGUAACGAGCGUGAAGGGGCGGUACUCGUGGCCUGCAAACUCCGCCUAUCACGUAACCAAGCAUGGCCUCGAGACGCUGGCGGACUGCCUACGCCUUGAGAUGCGCAAGUUUGAGGUAGGAGUGGCCGUCGUAGAACCAGGCAACUUUAGCAACGCAACGGCGUGUCAAAACGAGGAGGUGUUCAAGCGCUAUGAAGAAGAGUUGAACGAGAUCUGGGCCGCCGCCUCCCCGGACGUAAAGGUGACAUACGGCCGAAAGUACGUGGACGCCUACUUAGCCCAGCAGCGCGCCUCAACAUCAGGAGGCGGCCUCACUACGCGGCCAGUUGUGGACGCCUUGGAAGACGCAGUGGUCAGCACGCGGCCACACACACGCUACAUGGUGGAUGGAGGCUGGUUUGAUCCAUAUGCGAUCCUUGCGCGUUUCUAUGACUACCUGCCCACGUGCCUCUCGGACUUGAUAAUCCGAAAGAUGACCGGUUGUGACCGAUGGCCGGACUACAAGAAACCCAAGCUCGAGUGACCCGUGCACAACAUGUUUCUCCUCUAUGGUCUUCGAUGCGAUUUUCAAAUUAUUUCUUUUAAAUGCGCCGAUAUUAUAAUUGCUCAUUUUUAUGUCAUUUUUAUUAACAUUGGUUUAUUUUGGUUAAUAAUACUUAAGCCAAUAAAAAACUGAAACCAUCA